UUCCUUUUUCAAAGCCGACUCACUCACGUUUGCUUUCGAGCCCCCACCCCCCUCUCUCUCUCUCUCUCAUCUCCACGUUUCUCUCUCGCCGGAAUGUCACUUUCCGAUCACAUUUCCGUCAACAGACUCUCUCUCUAAAAACACACACACAUAUAUAUGUAUGUCAGAUCUGCAAAGAAGAAAAGAAGGAACCAGCAAUGAAACGCACUGAAAGCUUUGCAGUUGCAGAGAGAUAUUCGUAUCAUAUAGUGUUGGAGUAGGUAACACAAAAUAAGGUUUGCAUUGAAGUGCCGAGCAGAGGCUGUUAAAUGAUCAGCGGCGUGUAAAGAUAGCGUAACACUUAAGGUUCUUGAUUGCUUGAUAAAAUGCCCCACUGGCAACCCAAAGAGCCUGAGCAAAGGCAUGUCAUCUCCAGGAGGCCAUUACAGGACUCAAUGAAUCAGCAUUCACUAUCCCAAGAGAGCUCUGAAGAUGCAAAUAAGAUUGAAGGGAGCGGCAGGGGAAGGAGACGAUCAGCGAAAGGAUCAAAAAUGGAAACUGCACACAAUGUGAAGCCUGAAAUAUUCAAUGUAGAGCCGCCUCCUUCGAACAAAAGCCUCGUGUUACACAGAAGGCCCGGCUAUGGCCAACUGGGUACCAAGUGUUUGGUUAAAGCCAAUCAUUUUCUAGCUGAAAUAUCAGAGGGGGACUUGACUCAGUAUAGUGUUAAGAUUAUCCCAGAAGUUAAUUCAACUAAAUUGAACAAAGCUAUAAUGGCCCAGUUGGUGAAGCUUCAUAGAGAUACCGACUUGGGGAGGAUGCUGCCUGUUUAUGAUGGAAGAGGAGCGCUUUACACAGCCGGGCUAAUGCCUUUCACUUUGAAGAAGUUUACCAUAAUAUUGGCAGACGGAGAUGAGUCAAUAGGCAUGGCAAAGGAACGAGAAUUUGAAGUAACAAUCAAGUUUGGAGCUCAUGCUAGUAUGCAUCAAUUGCGUGAACUUCUUUCUGGGAAACAAGUAGAUACUCCUCUAGAGGCGCUUAAGAUCAUUGAUAUUGUGUUAAGGGAGCUUGCAGCCCAAAGGUAUGUUUCAGUUGGGAGAUUCUUCUAUUCCCCCAAUAUUAACAGACCACAGCCUCUUGGCAACGGUUUACAGUCAUGGCGUGGUUUCUACCAGAGUAUAAAACCUACCCAGAUGGGGUUGUCACUAAAUAUUGACAUGUCAGCGACCGCAUUCAUUGAACCACUGCCUGUUAUUGAGUUUGUAGCUCAAAUUUUGGGUAAAGAUGUUUAUUCAAGGCCACUAUCGGAUGCAGAUCGUGUUAAGGUUAAGAAAGCCCUUAGAGGUAUCAAAGUAGAAGUUACACACAGGGGAAACAUGCGAAGGAAGUAUCGUAUUGCAGGGUUGACAUCUCAGCCAACAAGGGAACUUAUUUUUCCAGUUGAUGAGGAGAAGAACAUGAAAUCGGUUGUUGAAUACUUUCAAGAGGUGUAUGGGUUUACCAUUCAACAUCCCCAUCUACCUUGCCUCCAAGUGGGAAAUCCAAGGAAAGUGAACUAUUUGCCAAUGGAGGCUUGCAAGAUAGUUGACGGGCAGAGAUACACAAAGAGGCUGAAUGAUAAGCAAAUAACUUCUCUGUUAAAAUUUUCAUGCCAAAGACCUCAAGAACAAGAAAUGGACAUUUUGAAGACAAUGCACCAAAACGGAUAUAACCAAGAUCCUUAUGCAAAAGAGUUUGGCAUCAGUAUUGAUGACAAACUUACAUCAGUUGAGGCUCGCGUUCUUCCAGCCCCAUGGCUGAAAUACAAUGAUAACGGGAAAGAGAAAGAGUUUUUACCUAAAGUUGGUCAGUGGAACAUGAUGAAUAAGAAAGUGAUAAAUGGAGGUACUGUAAAUUACUGGGCGUGUAUCAAUUUCUCACGAAGUGUCCAAGAAAGUGCAGUUCGAGGUUUUUGUCAUCAGUUGGCUCAGAUGUGCCAAGGCUCCGGCAUGGAAUUCAACUUUGAGCCUGUAAUUCCUAUCUACUCAGCAAGACCGGAUCAGGUAAAGAAGGCUUUGAAAUAUGUAUGUAGUGCAGCUGCAAAUAACCAUGGAGGGAAGGAGUUAGAGUUACUUAUUGCCAUUCUUCCGGACAACAAUGGCUCUUUGUAUGGCGAUCUGAAACGAAUUUGUGAAACAGAGCUGGGGUUGAUUUCACAAUGCUGUCUUACCAAACAUGUCUUAAAGAUUAGCAGACAGUACCUGGCAAACCUGUCACUUAAGAUUAAUGUCAAGAUGGGGGGAAGGAAUAAUGUGCUCUUAGACGCUUUAAGUUGGAGAAUUCCUUUAGUAAGUGACAUUCCGACAAUAAUAUUUGGAGCUGAUGUAACUCAUCCAGAGUCUGGGGAGGACUGUAGUCCAUCAAUAGCUGCUGUUGUAGCUUCGCAGGACUGGCCGGAAGUUACAAAGUAUGCUGGUUUAGUUUGCACACAGCCUCAUCGGCAAGAACUUAUUCAAGAUUUGUACAAAACUUGGCAAGAUCCUCAAGGGGGCACGGUUGGUGGUGGCAUGAUUAGAGAGCUUUUACUAUCCUUUCAAAAGGCAACUGGACAAAAACCGUUGAGAAUAAUAUUCUACAGAGAUGGCGUUAGUGAUGGGCAGUUCUAUCAGGUUCUACUAUAUGAACUCGAUGCAAUUCGUAAGGCGUGUGCAUCACUUGAAUCCAGUUACCAACCUCCGGUGACAUUCAUUGUUGUCCAAAAGCGCCACCACACUCGACUUUUUGCAAGCAACCACAACGACAAAACUAGCAUCGACAAGAGUGGGAAUAUCUUACCCGGUACUGUGGUGGAUACUAAAAUUUGUCAUCCUACAGAGUUUGACUUCUAUCUAUGUAGUCAUGCUGGGAUACAGGGAACCAGCAGACCAGCUCAUUAUCAUGUUCUCUGGGAUGAGAACAAUUUUAGUGCAGAUGAGAUCCAAUCUCUGACGAACAACCUGUGUUAUACAUAUGCACGGUGCACUCGAUCUGUUUCUCUAGUGCCACCCGCGUAUUAUGCUCAUCUGGCAGCCUAUCGAGCUAGAUUCUACUUGGAACCACAUGUGCAUGAGAAUGCUUCAAUGCGUGCUACUCGUACAGUUAAUGGUCCAUGCAUCCGCCCACUACCCGCCUUAAAGGAGAAGGUGAAGAAUGUGAUGUUUUAUUGUUAGAGAUAACAAAGAAUAAGUACAACAUAAGAAUCAGAGGGAAAAAAUGGGUGAGAAAUUUGUACAUGAAUGUUGUGUUUAAAGAUUGCAAAGAGAUGAUGUGUCACAAGAUUUUGUGUCAACAGGAUUUUGUUGCUAGUGUAAUUUUUAGCUCAAAAAAUUCAAAAUGUGGAAUACAAAAUUCUGAAGUGUUCACAA
Camellia sinensis is the source of this 3362-nucleotide messenger RNA. NCBI's taxonomy places the organism in Eukaryota, Viridiplantae, Streptophyta, Magnoliopsida, Ericales, Theaceae. The record is from RefSeq and is a predicted model, not a curated record.